AUGCCGCAGGAAGCCAACUAUCCUAACGCAAAGCCAAACGCGAGUGCACUACAUUCCUUACCAAUAGAUACAGGCUUUCUAUCGGUGGCAAUUACCCCCGAAGUUACCAGACCAAACGGUAAUAACGACACGUUAGAUACCACGUCGGCGCAGCUCAUUUAUCAUAAUCCCAUGCAGGAAGGUGUUAUAGGGGAUCCUUACAAUACCCGCCUCUUGCAGAUAGUUAGCUCUAUUCCAUUCACAGGUGAUUUCAACUGGGGAGAGAGUAAAGGCUAA
This is a messenger RNA of Clonostachys solani, 276 nucleotides long. NCBI's taxonomy places the organism in Eukaryota, Fungi, Ascomycota, Sordariomycetes, Hypocreales, Bionectriaceae. The record is from the annotation of a GenBank genome assembly.